Messenger RNA from Selaginella moellendorffii, 2747 nucleotides. Its product is annotated as DNA repair protein RAD4. The transcript has 15 exons. Gene Ontology annotation, molecular function: damaged DNA binding; single-stranded DNA binding. Gene Ontology annotation, biological process: mismatch repair; nucleotide-excision repair. The coding region runs from base 3 to 2483 and encodes 826 amino acids. Gene Ontology annotation, cellular component: cytoplasm; nucleotide-excision repair factor 2 complex; nucleus. The record is from RefSeq and is a predicted model, not a curated record. NCBI's taxonomy places the organism in Eukaryota, Viridiplantae, Streptophyta, Lycopodiopsida, Selaginellales, Selaginellaceae.
CGAUGGAGGAGGAGAGGGAGACUCUGGCCGAUGCCUCGGAGAAGGAUGUGCAGCGGCUCUUGGAUCGGGUGCGGGGGAAAUCCAGCAAGAAAGACAGCUCUAGCGCGCCGAAUUCCAGUGCGAAGCGCUGCAUUUGGGAUUCUUCCAGAGCUGCCGCUACCGCGUCGGUUUGUGGCGCGCCGGCGGCGGUAGCGCAGUCGCACCAGGAGAUUUUGCUGGCGCGGGAGAAGAAUGCGGCCGAGAAAGGCAAGAUUGAAGCCCCGGAAGACGAUAUCGACUGGGAAGUUGGUGAUGGGAAUUUCCAGUGCUUGAAGAAUGGCUUAACGAUAGAAGUGGAAAAGGAUGUCGGUGGAAAAAAGAAAAUCACAAGGAGAGCGAACGCGAAAGACAAGGAAUUCGCGGAGCUUGUUCAUAAGCUGCGUCUCUUGUGUUUGCUGGCUAGAGGGAGGCUCGUGGACGCUGCCUGUGACGACACGCUACUCAAGGGAUUGGUUUAUUCGCUUGUGCCAGCUCGGUUUACUUCGUCCAUCGAGCCGGAGAAAACGACUGUGUCGACUCUGACUUCUCUUGUAAGAUGGCUCAAUAGCGUGAUGCAAAUUGCUGUUGGAUCUGUGAGUGGACCCUUGUCCGAGUUGAGUAAGGUCCUUUCCCGGCAAUUUGGUUCAGAAGAAGAGAUUGCGGCGAUCACAGUGGCCAUGUUCCGUGCUCUGACAUUUAAAACCAGAUAUGUCUGCGUUUUGGACGUGGCUUCCAUAAAGCCCGAUACAGAAUCGAUGCUCGCUUCGGAAAACUGGGAAGAAAAUGUAGCUGACUCUAGAACAAAAGCAGGGAGGCUUUUCUCAGAUUUUAGGCCUGGUGGCUCACCAGAUGUUUGGACGUCGAAACGUGAAACCGAAGACUUAACAACUUCGCCAGCUUCGACAUCUACGAGGGUUCUGUCCAACGACGGCCCUGAACCAUCAAAACCUCAAUCAACCAGCAAAAAGAGGAAUCACACGCCAACUUCAAAGCCUGCUGUCAGCAAUACAGAUGAGACGACUCCAGCCACUCAACAGAAAAGAAAACGAAGGGGUGAUGAAGAGUUCGAGCUGGAACUGGCACGGGCAAUGGCUGCGACCAGUGCAGCAGUGGUAUCUACACCCCAACCGGCUUCUAAAGUUGUUCAGCCCAAGCCUCCUCCGCCGGUGGUUUGGUCUCGAAAGAAAGGUCCUCUCCUGCACUGGGCAGAAGUCUUUUGUGGCGAUGACAGCUCGGGAAGAUGGAUUCACGUCGAUGCUGCUCGAAAUCUGGUCGAUGACGUUGAGAAAAUCGAGGCCUCGAGCAAGCAGCCAGUUCGUUACGUCGUCGCGUUUGCUGGAUCCGGAGCAAAAGAUGUGACUCGCAGGUACACUACUUCCUGGUCCAAGAUACAGGCAUUAAGAGUGGACGAAGGAUGGUGGAGUGCAUGUCUCUCUCCUCUUAGGCUCUUGGAAUCAAAUGCAUACGACUCACACAGAACUUCAAACGAAGAAAGGAACACGAGAGAAGAUAUGGAGCUGGAUGUGAAGUCUUUUACUGAGCCGCUACCAACAAACCAACAGGCGUACCGAAACCACCACUUGUAUGUCAUGGAACGAUGGCUGACAAGAUACCAAGUGCUACAUCCGAAAGGGCCCAUUUUAGGCACUUGUGGUGGCAAGCCUGUUUAUCCCCGGACGUGCGUUCAGGAUCUUCACACCAAAGAACGGUGGCUACGAGAAGGAUUUGCUGUGAGAGAAGGAGAAGAGCCCGUCAAGAUCAUAAAAUCUCGUAAUUUGGCCCGCAAAGUAGAGGGAGCGCCCGACGAGCCUUCUCUAGUGCUCUUGUUCGGAAAAUGGCAAACCGAUCCAUGGCAACCUCCGCCGGCAGUGGAUGGAAUUGUUCCAAAAAACGAGCGAGGCCAUGUGGAUGUAUGGUCAGAAAAAUGUAUACCUCCUGGAACCGUGCACCUCGCGCUCCCGCGGGUGACCCCGGUCGUCCAGAUGCUGGGGAUCGACUUCGCACCGGCAAUGGUCGGGUUUGAGAUCCGGCAGGGGCGCUCGGUACCAGUUUUCCAAGGGGUGGUCGUGUGCGAUGAAUUCAAGGACGCCAUCCUACAGGUGUACCGCGCCGAGGAAGAGCGAAGGGAGGCCCAGCUGCGAGAGAAGACCGAGGCACAAGCGGCUCUACGGUGGAGGCAGCUGCUGCGUUCCAUGGUGACGAGGGAGAGAUUGCGAGCAGCGUACGAAGACAAAGGUGUGAGCAGCAGCGUCCCAGAGGCGGAGGAAGAAAAGGCCCGGGCUGCUGCUGACCAUUCGAGUGCUGCUGCCAGUGAUGAUCGCGCAGCGAGGAGGAGGCCCGCAAAGGCGGAUGAUGAGAACCACGUCCACAGCUUCCCGGACGAGUGGCAGAGCUACGACGAGGAGGCGUGCGUUCGGAUCAAGCGCUGUGGCUGUGGCUUUGAGCUGCGAGUGGAAGAAAUGUAAGGUAUGUUUUCAUCUUUCAAGGAUAGAAUCUACAAACUUUGAUGGCCUUGGAGAUGGCAAACUCUCGCCUUUUUAGAGGCAUGGAGGACAAUCACCAGAUAAAAGCUAUCGGAACCAUAUUAAAUCCGUGCUCGAAAACAUCGCCUGAAAGCAAUCGGUGGCUAAGGUCUGUGCAACAGCCUUGUCAUCGCUUUCCAAACUUUGAGCUGCCAUUUUGUAGCAUGAAUUUUAAUCCGAAGUUAACUCAUCUUAUUAGUGGAAGAA